CGUCGGUAUGAUACAACAAUCUGAGCUGCCCUAUCAUUUGCAUCUUUGGCGUCGCCGCAGUGAACAUCAAGCUGAGAUUUUGCUUAAACGGUAUACUUCUUGCUGAAGACAUAGAUUCCAUUCGUUGAUCUCUGUGCUGUCCGAAGCUUGUGCUUUCAAAUACGUAAGGAUGUCUUUUCCAGUAGAAUAUGUGAGAGCUGGGUACGAAGCAGCUUCGAAGACUUUUGACCCCAAUGCCUUGAGCGUGGACGUAUCGGGCAAGUCUUACAUGAUUACGGGAGCGAACACUGGAAUCGGAAAAGUCGCUACCAUGGCAAUUGCAAAACGAGGCGGCACUGUCCACAUGCUGUGUCAGUUUCCAGAUGACGAUACACGCAAGGAGAUCAUGGAAGCCAGUGGGAACAAGAAUGUGUAUAUUCACGUGCUAGACUUGUCUCAGUCCCAACGCGUGUAUCAAUUUGCUAAACAGUUUGCAGAGAGCCACGACUCGCUGGAUUGUUUGAUUAACUGUGCUGGCUGUAUACUGGAGACACGUCAAGUGACAGACGACGGGCUGGAACUCUGUUUUGCCGUCAACACGAUGGGACCCUACAUCCUCACAACCACGCUUCUCCCUCUCCUUACUAAGACCGAAGGUGCAAGAGUUGUUUCUGUUUCAUCCGCAGCUGCUUAUUUUUACGGCACGGGCGAUUUCUCAGACCUCCAAUGCGCACGGAUGGAACCGUACACGAAGUUAGCCUGCUAUGGACAAACCAAGCGCCAAGUCCUCAUCAUGACGGAGAUGUGGGCCCGGGCGUACCCCUCGGUUCACUUCUCGGCCAUGCAUCCCGGGGUCACCGUGACAGCGUUAAUGCAGUCCACCAUGCCCACGAUGUAUGAGCAGACAAAGAAUGGCAUCGCUCGGACACCGGAGCAAGGGGCAGACACGAUGGUAUGGCUGGCUAUCGCCGAGGCUGUAAAACACCAAGCCAACGGACAGUACUAUCUGGAUCGGAAGGCGACGCCCCGAUAUCUGCCCAACAAAGCUCCACAAUGCACAGAGAAUGAGAUGCAAACACUCAUGGACAGCCUGGAAAAAAUAGCAGCGGACAUCAGGGGUAAAGCUCAGUAAAGGCGUCAAAUGUCAACAGGUCAGACACACGACCAGAGCAUGAUGUGGUCAUGAUCUGGGUCAUUAAGUUUGAAGCUAUUACAUCCCUAAGUAUGUAGCUAGAAUGAUCCCAAUGACAGAAGCAUCUCAACUAUAGUUAGGAUUGCAGACCAUCAAAUAAACCGCCACAGACCUUAGUGAUGGAAACCCUCACUUCUCAAGAUCUUAAAAAUACUCACCAAGGUGUUUCAGACACCCAUCCAAUCAAAGCUUAUUUCAUCAGCGUUCAUUUUCUGUUCAAUUUUUGGGAGCAAUCCGAUGACUUCUGGGAGAAAAUUGUAUCCAAAAAUGAUCUCUCCUAAAAGAAGUCAGGAAGCCUAUUGCCAUUUUGAAGACUAAUGUCAACUCUCCAUUGCAAAAUAGAGCAACUUUAGGGCCUUAUUUCAUCAAACUUUCGCAGAAAUGCAAUGUCGCAGUCACGAUCCUUCUUUUUUACACAAAAACCCUCAAGUUAAUGAUCCAACAAAAUGCCCUAAUAGCAAACAAAUUAAGGGCAUACAAAUCGUGAUUCUGUAGCCAAUUUUAGGCCUAUUUACUGGCCUGCAUCCUUAAUAAGGAAUUCCCCAACUAUUGUUGGAACCAUCCCAAUUACAGUUUGGGAUCACUACCAUAGUUGGGGCAUAAAGCUAUUGGACCUGAGACAUUUUGACUCAUAUGAUUUGAGGCCUGAGCAUUUGUAGCAGUUAGUCAAUUUUUGGGAAAUAGAAAGCUAUAAAAUGUAGUUAAGUUGGUAACAAUGAGAAUAGUUUUCCAUUAGAAGUUGGUGUAAAACCAAGAGGACGAACAGUGUUAUAUGAUUUAAAUAAUCGUACACGUUUAAAAAAAAAAUCCCAGUUUAAAAUAUUUUAUUCUAUAAAAAGGAGAGACAGAAGCUUAACAAAAUACUAGUACUUUUGGGAAAAUCUUUGUGACCGCAAUGUAGGAUUUCUUUAGGGUAACUCAAUGGUUGUUAGCAAACUAAGGCAAAGAUAAUGUAGUAAUGCUGAAAAAAAAUCAUAAAUAAACAAUUUCAAAAUGUUGAUGAUGUCUGCAGACAGUGUGCAGCAAGUAUAAGAUGAGUACCAUUUUUCUCUCACAAAAUGUAGCAAAAAUACAAGGCAGGUUUUGCAUAGAUCCAGGGUUUGGAAGACUGGGAUAUUUUAUGUAAUUUCUUUACAAAAACUAGUUCUAAUCUAUGUUAAUAGUACAGGCAGUAGUCUAUAUACAAAUGUAAUCAAUACAAUAUAAUGAAACUUGUGAAACAUUAGCACCAUGGAUUAUAAAACCAAUCAUUAAUUGAUCGGUGUUUCUCUACACAACAAACGGAAAUUGUUGAAUUAUUCCUUUCCAUGCACCCAAAAAUUACUUAUGUAUUAUGUCUGACACGAUUGAAAAUCAGUCUGGUUUGCAGUUCCCAACAAUAAAAUUAAAACCAACUUUUUAAACAUCUGAUGAAAAUAUAAGUACUGGAUAUAUAACAGUCAAAUAUUAAUCACUAAUAAUAUUGUUAAUAUCAC
Messenger RNA from Patiria miniata (bat star), 2646 nucleotides. Its product is annotated as dehydrogenase/reductase SDR family member 12-like. The transcript has 8 exons. Bases 170 to 1111 code for a protein of 313 amino acids. The record is from RefSeq and is a predicted model, not a curated record. NCBI's taxonomy places the organism in Eukaryota, Metazoa, Echinodermata, Asteroidea, Valvatida, Asterinidae.